GGUGUCCGAAGACACUGUUGGUUUAAUGUACUUAAAAUCCACAUUUAAGCAGCAAUAUACUCUCGGUGGGUUGCCUGCCAUCCCCCAUCUACAAUCUCCGAGAGGUGGCGAUCGAAAUCUGACAAAACUUGGUCCUAACUGGAUUUGAACUCGGUUCUCCAGCUCACUAGACCAGCGCAUAUCUCUCUGCGCCACGAUCGCCACACUCUCGAUCGGUGCUGUUUGGAAUUAAGUAGUUGCCUACGGUUAUGUAGCAGUGUGUAGGAGAUAAAUUUGAGGUUAUCUACGAAUCACGUUUACGAAGAUUGUGGAAGAUUGCGAAUGGUUGCGAACGUGGUUGCGAGUGAAUCGCCGAUUGAAAAACAAGGAGUAUCAUGUUUGACAUAUGGCUUGAUUUAUUGUGCGACGCUUCGAGUAAAGAAAACAUGAACUCGACAAUGUUCCUAAAGAUAUAAUCGUGCAAUAAAUAUAAAGUAUACUGAUACUUGCAUCAGAUGUUUCUGCAUUUUCCUUGCGAGCAACGCUCUGUUGAAAGUUUUGAACUCGUGACAUCCCAUAGAAGAUUUCACAAGUUAUCCUUAUAGUUGCUUAAAUCGCAAACGUAGUAUUGUCAAAAACUACAUUUAUUUCGAUACCAUAUAAACAUCUUUUUUAAAAAGUCAACCAUCGCUAGAUGGACCUGGAUGAACUGCAAAUUUUUGCAUGAAAACAUUGAAUAUAACCUUAAAACCCCCCGUUGCAUCAGUUGCAUGUUAUUGCUUAUUAUUACGGAGCAGUGCGGAGCAGUCAAUCUGUCAGAGGACCGGCGUUGUAUCAUAUCGUAUUUUCCGAAGAAUUGUUUACAAUUGUGAAAAAUGGUGGUAAGGCAAUAUCAGGAGGAGCUUAAAUAUUUGGAGAAAAUAAAUGAAUGUUGUUGGAGAAUCAAAAAAGGCUUUCAACCUAACAUGAAGGUUGAAGGAGUGUUUUAUGUGAACAACACGUUGGAACGUUUGAUGUUUGACGAGUUGCGCAAUGCAUGUCGACCAGGUGCAGUCGGAGGUUUCCUUCCUGGGAUGAAACAGAUUGCUAAUGUGGCAGCUCUGCCUGGAAUUGUAUGGAGAUCUGUCGGUUUACCAGAUGUACACUCUGGAUAUGGCUUUGCUAUUGGUAAUAUGGCAGCAUUCGACAUGGAUGAUCCAAAAUCAAUUGUAUCGCCUGGUGGUGUGGGCUUUGAUAUUAAUUGUGGUGUCCGUCUAUUACGUACAAAUUUAUUCGAGAAAGACGUUUUACCAGUAAAAGAGCAACUUGCGCAAAGCAUGUUUGAUCACAUCCCAGUUGGCGUUGGAUCUAAAGGAAUUAUACCCAUGAAUGCACGAGAUUUAGAGGAAGCUUUAGAAAUGGGAAUGGAUUGGUCUUUGCGAGAAGGUUACAUUUGGGCUGAGGACAAAGAACAUUGUGAGGAAUAUGGAAGGAUGCUUAAUGCCGAUCCAUCAAAAGUAUCAAUGAGAGCUAAGAAACGCGGACUUCCUCAAUUAGGUACAUUAGGAGCUGGGAACCAUUAUGCGGAGAUUCAAGUUGUAGAUGAAAUCUAUGAUAAGUGGGCAGCAUGUAAAAUGGGCAUUGAAGAGAAAGGACAAAUUUGUGUUAUGAUCCAUUCGGGCAGCAGAGGAUUUGGUCAUCAAGUUGCUACAGAUGCCCUUGUACAAAUGGAAAAAGCUAUGAAGCGUGACAAUAUUGAAACCAAUGACAGGCAGCUUGCAUGUGCUCAUAUUAAAUCUCAAGAAGGUCAAGAUUAUUUAAAAGCGAUGGCAGCUGCUGCCAAUUUUGCGUGGGUUAACAGGAGUUCCAUGACAUUCCUUAGCCGACAGGCAUUUGCAAAACAAUUCAACUCAUCUCCCGAUGAUUUAGAUAUGCAUGUCAUUUAUGAUGUGUCUCAUAAUAUUGCCAAAAUAGAAGAACACAUAGUUGAAGGAAAACAGAAGACACUUUUAGUUCAUAGAAAGGGAUCAACAAGAGCCUUUCCACCGCAUCAUCCUUUGAUUCCUGUAGAUUAUCAGUUAACAGGCCAACCAGUUUUAAUCGGUGGUACAAUGGGUACAUGCAGUUAUGUUUUAACUGGUACGGAACAGGGUAUGAAAGAAACGUUUGGGUCAACAUGCCAUGGUGCUGGUCGUGCUCUCUCAAGAGCGAAAUCACGUAGAAACUUGGAUUAUAUGCAAGUUCUGAACAAAUUGGAAGAGUUAGGCAUAUCUAUUCGGGUUGCUUCACCGAAAUUAGUCAUGGAGGAAGCACCGGAGUCCUAUAAAAAUGUGACAGAUGUUGUUAAUACUUGCCACGCAGCUGGAAUUUCCAAGAAAUGCAUUAAAUUACGACCAAUCGCAGUUAUUAAAGGAUAAUAUACAACAAAAUAUUUUCACUAUUCUUUUUAUGAAUAGCGUACAGCAAAUGCAUUUGUCAAAUAAUGUUAGAGUUAAGAUAUCGGCCAAUAAAACUCAAAUUACAUGUAAAAUUAUUUAUAUAACAUUACAUUUGUUACAAAUUGUAUAAAAUAUGUACUUCGCGAUAUAAAAUU
Temnothorax curvispinosus is the source of this 2551-nucleotide messenger RNA. RefSeq names its product tRNA-splicing ligase RtcB homolog (gene RtcB). Bases 855 to 2375 code for a protein of 506 amino acids. Gene Ontology annotation, biological process: tRNA splicing, via endonucleolytic cleavage and ligation. The record is from RefSeq and is a predicted model, not a curated record. NCBI's taxonomy places the organism in Eukaryota, Metazoa, Arthropoda, Insecta, Hymenoptera, Formicidae. Gene Ontology annotation, molecular function: RNA ligase (ATP) activity. Gene Ontology annotation, cellular component: nucleus; tRNA-splicing ligase complex. The transcript has 13 exons.